AAACUAUACAUACACAAGCUAUCAUUAGCAUGAGUAAUCGGAGCCAUCUAGCCUAGCCCGCAAUCUCUGCUGUCAUUUGGGUGUGUUCUAGCAGAUGCCUGCACGAGUGGGACCGGCGAAGUUUACAUCAGCUUAUCGUUGGCGGAGAUCUGACAGCGUAACUCCGCGGCUUUCAGUGUAGAGGACAGAAUCAUCAUCAAUAAUGACGAAGAUACCCGUCGCUUUGGCGACAAUUUUGUGUGUUUUAGUAGCAGUUGUAGAGAGAACUUUAUGUUUUAACUUUGAAACAAGAUUGCCAGUCAUCAAAGAAGGACCGGAGAACAGUUAUUUUGGAUUUUCAGUCGCAGAACACAUUCUCACAAAAACGAAACCAACGACGCCAUUCGCAGAGAGCUUAUUGAUAGUUGGUGCUCCUAUCUACCAGACCAAUAUUGAUGCCAUUAAACCAGGCGGUGUUUUCACAUGUCCGUUCACUUCCAAUUAUUCUGAUUGCACUGUUCUGGAGCUCGAUGAAAAUGGUAAUACUGAGAGUGAUAUAAAAGACAACCAGUGGCUAGGUGUAGCAGUGGUCAGCCAAGGGCCUGGAGGACCAGUCGCAGCAUGUGCUCACAGGCAUAUAUACCAGCCCGCCAGCGUGGAUGAGAUCCAGGGCCUGGGUAAGUGCUACUUCAUGUCUGCCGACCUACAGAAGGAUGUCUUCAUCAGAGACGGAUACCAGCCGUGCCUCAGCCAGACACGUCCAAACAACUAUGAUGGUAUCCUCUACAAGUACUGCCAAGCAGGCACAGAUGUGGAUGUCACAAGGCUCAAGUACACCGAUAGUACCAGUGUAUCCGAGUACAUCAUGGGUGUGCCAGGCUCUGACAACUGGCUUGGUGGUAUUGCUCUUGCCAAUGUACCUGACUCUAUCAGGUCCAUAAAUCUCAUCACACCACUUGAUUUUGAGAACAACAAAGUCGGCUUCAACAGUUAUCUUGGUUUCUCUGUUGCCUCCGCAAAACUCAUGGAUGGUAACGUUCAGACGUACAUCGCUGGAGCGCCGAGGUCCGAGUCAAUGGGGGCAGUGCUCACCCUCAAGUCCGAAGCAGGUCAGAGUCCUAGCCCUAUAUACCGCAUUGAUGCAGAGAAGCCUUCGUCAUCGUUCGGAUAUGAUGUAGCCGCGGCUGAUGUGAACGGAGAUGGCUAUGAUGAUCUCAUAGUAGGGGCACCUCAGUAUUUUCGUCGCGACCCAACUAACUAUCAAGGUGGAGAAGGAGGACGAGUCUAUAUUUACCUCAACGAGGCCCAUGAUGGCACAUUUGAGAACGUUGAACCUAUCAAGCUGACAGGAAAGAUUGAUUCUCUCUUCGGACAAGUCGUCACAAAUAUUGGAGACAUUAAUCUUGAUGGAUUUGAAGACAUUGCCAUUGGUGCACCGUACGAGAACAAUGGCGAGGGCGCUGUGUACAUAUACCUCGGUCACGGCCAGGAUGGGAUCAGGCAACCGGCUGCUCAGAAGAUCACCCCCUCUGAUCUGCCCAACGGGAUCAACGGAUACCCCUUCCCCAACACCUCCUUCGGAUACUCCAUCUCUGGUGGGGUUGAUCUAGAUGGGAACGGCUUCCCGGAGGUGGCCAUUGGUGCCUAUGAGGUGCAACAGAUUGCUGUGCUCAGAGGGCGUCCCGUGAUCAACAUUGAAGCCCAGCUCACCCUCAGCGUCACUGAGCUGGACCCUAAUACCACCAAUUGCGAAUACUCAGGCAAGGAUUCCUUGUGCUUUACAGUACAGCUGUGCAUGUCCUACUAUUGCCUCGCACCAGCAUUCAACGAUCCAAUUACCAUCAACUUUGACAUUGAGGCAGAAGGAGUCCGACGCAGCAAGGUUCUAAACUCUCGGGUGGUGUUUGAGGAAAGUGGAAUCUACUCCUUGACUAAGCAGACGCUCGUUAUUACAAAUGAUGAUGAAGCCUGUACUCCAGAGUACAAUGUUAUACUGAAGGCUGGCUUCACCGACAUCUUCCGUCCCAUCCCCAUCAAUCUGACGUACUACAUUCCUGAGGUAGAAGCCGUCAUGCCUCAGCCCGGUGACCCCCUUCCCAGUAUGACUCCCUUCCCCAUUCUCCAGGAGAACACCCAAACGAUCAUGUUAGAAGAGGUCAUCUUCAGCAAAGAAUGCGCCAAGGAUGAUGGCCUUUGCAUCACUGAUCUAGAUGUCCGUGCUUCAGUAGAUCUUGAAGGUACCCCACCUAUUCUGAAGGUCGGUGAGCAGCAGGAAAUCUCAAUGAGUGCGCACAUUGCCAACAGGGAAGAGGAUGCUUAUAAUGCCAAGCUGGUCGUCACCUAUCCUGCCUACUUGGGAUUUAUUUCCCUCUCAUCGGCUUCACAGGCAUUCACUGCUGACUGCAACCCAGAGCCAUUCGAAGAAGGAGCCAACGAGACCAGUAUCAUUUGUGAGCUUGGCAACCCAUAUUCAGAGGGCUCAGUGGAUUCAUUCGUCGUGCUUUAUGAUGCAUCGUCAGUGCCUCCAGAUGCUGAGGUAUUCAACAUCACCCUCGUUGCUUCCUCGACCAACGAUGCUGAUUCUAACCCAGGCAAUAACCAAUACAUCAUCACCAUUGAGGUCGAGAGUAUCACUGACAUCCUCAUCAGCGGUAAGGGACCAGAGCAACUUUACUUCAGUGGUCAGGUGAUUGGAGAAAGUGCGAUGAACUAUUUUGAAGACAUUGGAUUGGCCGUUAAUCAGAGAUGGACUAUAUUCAACGAAGGGCCCGGAGCAGUCAACACAGCCAGAGUGACGAUUGACUUCCCUUAUGAGGUAGCUAAUGGUAAAUGGUUGCUCUACAUGACAGAGAUGCCUUUCGUUGAAGAUAACAAGGGUUCUUGCAACGUCACCCCAGCAGUCUAUGUCAACGAGCUAGGACUAAAGCCCAAGAACGGAGGGGGUGCCUACAACCCAGUAGCCCCAGGUACAGGGGGGACAACGCAGUCAAGGAAGAGAAGGGAGGCAGAAGCAGAGGCAGUCACUUCAACCAGAGAGCUGACAGCAGGAAAGGACAUCACACUUGACUGUAAGACCGGGACCGCACAGUGCUUGACCAUCAUUUGUGAUCUUGACCCUUUGACCAAAGAAACAGACAUGAACGAGGUCAACAUCGUUGUCAGGUCAAGACUCUGGAACAGUACUUUCCUUGAGGAUUACAUCAAUGCCAGGAAGGUGAAGAUCAUUACCGAGGGCUACGUGGAGAUAGAGAGCGCCCCCUAUAUCACCCAGACCAGGGAGGACAACGAUAAAUUCAGGCUCUCGCUAACGAUCACCCCAGACAUCAAGACUCUACCGCCCUCUAAGCCCCUCCAGUGGUGGAUCAUCGCCCUCGCCGUCAUUGGAGGCAUCAUCCUUCUCAUCCUCCUCAUCCUCCUCCUAUGGAAGUGCGGAUUUUUCGCGCGGCCGGGAACGAGCGGAGGUGGACCAUGCGGAUUCUUUGAACGCAAGACAGGAUACAAGUAUGCCACAGUGACACAGCAGCAAGCCUCUGGCAAGGCAAAGACAGAGAAGACCGCUUACUACGAUGACAUGUAUUACUAAAGCUCAAGCAACAGUACGUUCAAUGUACAGUACUCUAGGGAACAGAUAAUAUGUAAUAGCAUUUGCAAUUUACAUUUGUAGAUUUCACCACAAUGUCGUUUCUUGCAUAGCCUUAUGUUGAAUAGGUGCUAAAAUAUGAAUGAGAGAAGGUGACAUGUACAGGUCAAUGUUUCCUUUAUGAAUGUGAAAAAUCUGGGUUUCAGGUUUUAUUGUAGGUGAGAUUUUGCAGUCUAAUCCCUUUCAAUUUUCUGCUUUCUCAGCCUUCAUCUGGCUAAAGAUCUUUGCUAAUAGACUGUUGAUUGAGAUGUAGAUAUAGGUUUGCAAAAAUGUACAAUCGCAUUAGAUAUUAAAUAGAUAUGAAAUAUAACUACAGCAAAAGAAGUAUAUUGAAGGGAUUAAAAAGUAUGGAUGUUGACAAUAGAAUUGGGUUUGCCCCAAGUAUUUAGCAUCACCUUGUCAUGGAGUCUCAUGAUGAUGAAUAAAUGAGUCUAAAGCAAAACGAGUAGUCAGUAUGCGCAAACAAAAUAUGUAGGAUGGCUCUUUAAGGGUUGUUUCAGACAUUUGCAAUCCAUGAAAGGGGCUACAAAAGAAAAAGAGAAAGAAAAUAGUCUGAUUUUUUCACAUACUUGCUAGAACAUUGUAACACGAAAUCAUGAGAUAAGCAUUUUGUUAAAAAAAGAUACCUGUAUUUGAAGUGAAGCACAAAUUGCCUUGCUCGACUUAAGAUGUGUCAAAAUAUAUAAUGCACAAUGAUCGCUGAGCAAUAAAGCCACAGCCAAAACAUGUUAGGCAAGGAUUUUCAAUUAUUAUUCACAAAAUGCAUUACAGUUGUGGACGAUAUAAUCGUCCCACAUGUAUUCGAGAUCAUGCUCCUAAUAAUGGACUCGAGGAACUGAUGUUACAUCAUCUUCGUUUUCUUUAAAUUUUCAAGGGUCUUGACAAAAGUUAGGGGCCCUGUUUCAUCAAAAUUGAUACCAAUAACAAGUCACAGUAACUGUUAUAAGCUACUGAAAUCAUGGCAUUUGAUUGGCUAAGAGCAAAUUUGUCAUAGAUAUUCAGCAUUUGUUAUUGAUAACAAGUUUUAUGAAAUGGGGUCCUGGUGUUAGAUUCUCACAUCUAGAGUGUGCACGUCUAGUUAAUCUUUGAUUGGUGCAGUGUGCAAAUGGUUGAGACUACCUUUAAAUUGCGAUUCAAGGAUAAAUUAUAACAACCGUUCGCUCUACGUCAAUCAGGUUUUUGUGAGCUGUCUUUUCUUGGAAGAAUUUGAUAAUCUUAUUUAUUCAUUUUAACUAUUACGUCAUUUUCCUUUUUUUUUUUUUUAUAUAGUAUGAUUUAUAACAAAUCUUUUAACUCUGAAUUUUUUGAAAAUCAAUUUAUUCUCUAAGAAAAUUGAAAAAUUGAAUAAAUUGAAUCAUUUUAUAGAAAUUGUAAAUAUUAGAUAAUCUAUUGAUUGUUUUUUUGAAAGCAUGAAUAUUGCUGUUUUGAAUCCCUUAUUUUAUUUUUUAUUUACCCUUGACAACUCUAUAUAGUCCUUCUGCAAAAAUCGUGAAGCAUUGUACAUGUAAAUAUUAAUAGAAAAACAAUUUGUGUAUCAGUAACUUUGUUACUUUUUGUCAGUGCAUAUGCUUUCCCAUUUUUACUUUUUUUCUUCUUCUUUUAGAGGUAAGUUGAAGUAAUUAGUAAAGGUUUCACAAAAGUUUCAUACUGUGAAUUUCUGCAAUGCGCAAAAGUUUCAUGCUUCAAGUAUUUCUGGUUUUACCUUAAUUGUUAAACCUGUACAAAUAUGUUUAAAGUUGGUGCUAUUUCGUAUGGAUGAGAAAACAAAAAUUCUGCUUUUGCAUUUGUUAUCAUUAUUACUAGCUGUUGAUGUGCUCUCUUUCGUGAAGUGUAGGACAGUUUUUACAAAGGAUAAGAUUUUUUUUGUUGAUGUUCUUUAUUUAGGGCACUUUCUUUUUGUACCAUACAUACAGAGCGCAAAAAUGUUAAGUGUUUAAGUGAUACAAUUUGUUGAUGGUGGUGGUACACAAAUAAUUAUUUCUUGGAAUUGGAACAUGAUUAUUUGAUCUAUACUCUUUGAUGAGAUAUAGCACUAUAGCAAUAUUAGUUCAAACACAGAACUAUUCUAGCUUGCCUUGUAUAUGUUAACCUUUUUUAAUUCUCUUCCUCUUGUAGAUUUCUUUUUUACAAUUCUUUGAAUGUUUUGUUAACAGAUUGCUAUUUUGCAUGGUUUUGAUAUUUUAUCCCUCUCUGAGUAAUCACAAUUUAUUUUCAUCCAAGAAUUGGACUGGAGUGUUUUACAUUAUUUUUUAAUUUUCAAAUCGAAAUUUCAUAUUGUAAUUGUUAUAAAUCCCUUUAAACUAGUAUCCCUGUCAUAUAUGUACGUGCCCAGGAACAAUGUAAUUUCACAACAGAAACCAAAACAUUGUUUUUUAGAUAUAUAUAUUUAUACAUGUAUAUCCUAUGUCCAACAGUUUUCUAAGGACGUUGUUCAUUUUGUGGUUUCUUAUUACUCUUUUUUUCUUCAUGUAUUUAUGAACUUUGAACAAGUGUCCAACUGUAUAUUGUAUUGUGUAAUCGAAAUGAGACAAAUAUUGUGAAAAGCAAAGAUAUCUGUAGCCACCUUAUACUGACCGAUUAUAAAAAUAUUUUAGAUACAGUCAAACCUGUGAUAAUGGCCACGUCUAUAUAAAGACGACCUGUCUAUAGUGGUCAGCUAUAUUGUCUCCCUCAAGGAAGAAAUGUAUAGAAUCUGUCUAGGGAGGCCACCUGUCUAUAGUGGCUACUUCUGCUUCCACUGCAUGGCCUUAGUAGACAGGUUUGACUGUAUUUAAUGUGAGAAAAGUAUGUAAUCUGUUAGAACUAGUCUGAAAUUCUUCACAUGUGCUUUAAGUCUAAAUAGUACUCUUUUUUUCAAUCAACUAUACCUAAGUUGAAAAAAAGAUCUGUUUUCUUAAUUACACAAGUUUUGUAAAUGAUCGUUAUAAAUGCAUUGUACUGUACUACCAUAUACUCUAAUUUAUUUGUAAGGCUUUUUAUAUUGUUUGCAUGACUAUCUUGUGCUAAUCCUACCCACUGUACAUGUGUAGUAUAGCUUAGCUAAAAAUAUCUGUAGAACAUUCUUUUUAUAAAAAAAUGUACACUUGCACAGGUGGAAUUAAUUGUUUAAAAUCAAUAUCUAUUGGAGGGGUCUUAUAUUUCAUUUCAUACCUCACUUUCUUUUAUUGCAAAGCAAAAGAACAUGGUAAAGUAGAUUUGAUUGAUUUUUUUUUUUAAUGAGCCAAAAGGGCAUUAACUCAAAUACUUUUAUACUGAGAUAACACCCUUCUGGUUCUGAACUCUCCUUUUUGGAAAUUAAUUACUAGAAGUAAUUUUCUUCUUUUUCAGUUUGAUUUUUGUACUUUGCUUGUGUGAGAUGCUAAUGAAAAGCAUCAUCUCUGCAUUGAUGCUUUGAAAAGCUUUAAAAGUUACAAACAAGAAGAUUUACUCCUACCAAACAUCAACAUAAUGAGAUUUGUACAGUGGGUUGGAUUAGAAUCCUGGCUUUGCAUGGAGCGUACUUUUGACCAUUCAUAAUUCACAUGGUCAUAACUACCUUUCAUGUAUCAGGCAAAGUUCUGUAUUAAUGUGUGUAUAAUAGCUGAAUAUGUUUACUUUUGUCGUUGUAGAUAAUGUCAUUUACUAUUUCAAACUUAUUUUCAUAACUAAUUUGAAAUCUGCAGUACUGCUAACAAUCAUUCACGAUUCGUUAAAUCACUUCGCUUUAGGUUUGUGUGAAUUCAUGCAAAGUACUUUACAAUUGCUAUACCAUGAAAUUUUUCAUAACUAAUGAAAAACUGCAGUACUGUCUACAAUGAUUUACGAUUAGUUUAAUCACUGUGCAGAGGUGUUUUGUGUGAAUAUAUGCAAAGUACUAGAUGUACACAGCUGUUAUAAUCAUGAGAAAUAAUGAAAAACAAGUUAAAAUCUAUGCAUAAUCAUUCUACAUGAAAUCAAUCAGUUUAAUCAUAAUACAAUAAUGGCAUUCAAACUCCUUAUAAAUAGAGAAUAAUUCAAGAUCAUUGUUUAUCUAGAUAAGUUUUUGUUUUACCAGUUUAAACAGUGUUAACUUCUAGUCACAAAAUAAUUGUUCUUUUAUAUAAAUCUAUCCACUCUCUUAAUAAUGCAAAAGAGUGGAAAUCCACUCUCUUAGGAGUCAUACUAGAGACCACUUCAUUUGGAGGCUGUGAGACCGCUCCAAAUCAUUGUGGAAUACGGCCACUCCAAACUAGUAGUUUGAAUUACUCUUUUGAGAGUGAAUUGCACUAUUCUGAGCAUGUAUUUCCACUUGAAAGUGAUCCCUUACAUGACUACUCGAAGUUUGGAUUUUUUUAUUCCUGUACAUCUAGAGGCGAAAUUGAUCUGUUAUCAGUUAAACAUGUACAUUGUCGUCUGCCCCGCAAGUAGGCCUUUACAGCCAUUGAAAAGACUUCGCUCUUAUGGCGUUUUUGCGGGCAGCUAAACAACAUGUACGAUCUGUGCAAGCGAGCUAUUGUACAUCAUUAUUCUAUGAAUAGGGCAUAUCCAUUAGUGUUUCAUAACAAGUAACAUGACAUUUCACUUUCACCUUUCUAGCACAUGUCCUGUUUUCCGUCCCCCCUUUUAAAUCAAUCCGAUGACAAAAGCUAUUCAGAAAUUGCUGACGCGCACAAAAUAGAACAUCCGGACAUGCUUUUAUGAAAUAUAAAUUGGCAUCUCAUGUAUUAAAGAAGAGAAAUGGAAUUUGAAAAGACGCCAAGAGAAGGCUCAUUGAGCAGGGAAAAACCUAAGUGCUUGAUCCUUUUUUUUUCGUGGAAAACAUUGUUUACCUCCUUUUUAGGAAAUUUCAUGUAUAAAUAACUCUCAAGCGUUUUUUUUCUUCUUCUUCAGAGACAUACAAAAGGUACAUCGCUACAGUGUGCUCUAAACAUGUCUAUUUUAUAUUCUCUUCAUGUCUACCAAGUAAGUUCUUCCAACUUUCAUGAGUGUUUCGAGGACACCAUAGAUCAUAUCACAGACCAUGUCCAAUCCUAGCUAAUCAUUGUCAAAAAUCAUGUGAUUCCCAUGUUUUUUCUUUGUCACGUUUUUGUGAGAAUUGAAACCCAUCCUGUUUUGUACUUUGCAAUAUAUAGUACUGUGUUUAAAUUAAAAAUUGUGAAAUUGCA
Messenger RNA from Strongylocentrotus purpuratus (purple sea urchin), 8742 nucleotides. It is a transcript of the gene itga6, whose product is annotated as integrin alpha-6. Gene Ontology annotation, biological process: integrin-mediated signaling pathway; cell adhesion mediated by integrin; cell-cell adhesion. Gene Ontology annotation, cellular component: integrin complex; external side of plasma membrane. Bases 203 to 3562 code for a protein of 1119 amino acids. Gene Ontology annotation, molecular function: integrin binding. NCBI's taxonomy places the organism in Eukaryota, Metazoa, Echinodermata, Echinoidea, Camarodonta, Strongylocentrotidae. The record is from RefSeq and is a predicted model, not a curated record. The transcript has 27 exons.